Messenger RNA from Stomoxys calcitrans (stable fly), 1998 nucleotides. RefSeq lists its product as uncharacterized. The coding region runs from base 199 to 1032 and encodes 277 amino acids. The record is from RefSeq and is a predicted model, not a curated record. The transcript is spliced from 2 exons. Lineage: Eukaryota; Metazoa; Arthropoda; Insecta; Diptera; Muscidae.
UUUCUCGCAGAUUGCCUUGACUUCUGUUAAACGUUUAUUCAUUCUGCUCGUUGAAAAAUUGCAUAUUGCGUCGUAUUCCCAAAUUCUUUCCCAGAAAACAUUUACAUAAAUUAUAAAAAAGGUAAAGUAAGAAUUCCAGAAAAUUCGUCGAAGUUAUUACUGUUUCUUGCAUCUGUUUGUUCAAUUCAUUUCGCAUCAAUGGAACCAAUUUUGAACGUGCGUCACCAAACUGAGGAAGAUCUUGAGUCAUAUGAUUUGGAAAAAUAUAGUUUCGGAAGCUCAACGCUUAUCAUUGCCGAUAAGAAAUCAGUAACGAUAAAACGUAAUGGCGAACAAAGAUUGCCCACCAGAAAACCAGAUCCAAAAAUUUACAAUAGAAAUGCUGUAAAUGCCCGUGAGAAUCGUCGAAAAAAGAAGUUGUAUUUGGAAACGCUUGAAAAGGAGCUUCAGUAUGCCCGCUCGGCCAAUGAUACGUUGAGCAAAGCGCUCAAACGACAAAUGGCUAUAUCGCGGCAACUAGAAAAACAAAAAAAAUAUUACCAAAAUAUAAUAGCUAAUCAUACAGAAAUAUCUAGCCUGCUCUCCAUCUUGAGUAACAAGAAGACACCGUGUAGUGGGGGCCAAGAAGAAGCAGAAAGUAAAUGCAGCAGCGCAGCUGAAACAACAGAUGACAUAAUGGACAAUGAUUUUGAUAAUUGCGGCUGCUUCGAAAGCUGCUCUGAUUUAAGCAGCAUAUGGGAUAAGGACAGCUGUCUUGCCGGCGCCCAAGAUGUCGGACAACAAGAAGACAAACAAAGUGUAUUUGAGGAUCACUGUUAUUAUGCAACUUCUUCGUCAUCUGACAUACAUUCAUCUCCCGAAUUAUCAACAUUUUCCACAGACCUCAGCUGGGAUGAUGAUAUUGGAGGUUUAACAACAGCACAUGGACAAUGUCUACAUGUAAAACGUGGUAAGGAAGAGUUUUGUCCGACUUGUCAUUUUGAUUUAAGUCCCAGCCCGCCCCUACAACUGUUUAGUAGUGAAAUACAAUAAGUCUUUGUUAUCCAUUAUUAUCUGAACUUCUCCAUUAUAUAUGUUAAAUACGUUGAGGUUAAAACCUCUUUAGAUUAUAUAUAUUAUGUUAAUAUAAAACUAGAAAUAAGAAUUUAAAUAUGUUUACACCAAUUUGUAUUUAUAAUUGUUAUUUGGAGGCAUGAUUAUUUUAUACUCAUUACUUAUUUUAUACAUAAAUUACUUAUAAGAUACACACAAAAAUAAGUAGGAGUCAUAAUUAGAGCAAUAACCCUCUUUAAAAAACCCAAAUAUGCAUCAAGCAACGAUUUUUAAACAAUAUUUUCGACAUUUCAGUGUACAUGUGUCGUCUUGGAUGCUAUUGAGAUACCCGGCAGCGAGCUGAUUAGCUUUCUUAUAUUGAAUAGCACACGUUGCUAACAAAGGUGGGUUUUCAACGUCAAGCUGUUGAAAAGCGCAAAUUUGUUCGAUAGUCAAACUGAUACUUGUAUUGAAUCUUUUUACAGCGCCAGAAAUGAAUGCCGACAGCAUUUAUGCGGUUGUAAAGACGUACAUUUUGGCCCCAUGUCAUCGGCAGACGAAUGUUCUGAACGAUGUUCUGCUAAAUGUGAGAGAAUUAUAAUACAUCACCAUAAACCUUAGCCAUGGUAGAGCAACCUAUAAUGCCAUCAUACGUAUACAACUCAAGUUGCAUUGAAUCCAUUACCAAAAUCAGUCUACAAACACAUAAUACAAAAAAAAAAAAUGAAUUAAAAUUACUUGCAUUUAUGGGAUUCAUUGCACUUAAACAGAUACCAUACGCUGUAUCUAUCGUCUCAAUCAUAAACAUAAAUUUUCCUUACAAAAGCAGUCGCUCCAAUAAUUUUUUUAAGGCGUUUUGCAAUGUUCUGCAAUUUUCAAAUCAAAUUUAAUGUAUGUAUAUAUUACUAUGUACUGCAAAAUAUUUGAAAAUGUUGGGGUGUUGUAUUAUAAUUCUCUUGAUUUAUA